AUGAGCCGUUUCACGCAGGAGCUCUCCCGCUACCGCGACAGGCGCACCUUCCGCUCCUUACCGGAACUGACGCAAGAGACGGUGGAGUUCGAGCUACCUCUGGACAGCAAGGGAGCCAUGAUGCGAAACGGAGAGGUGCUGCUCGAAAACGGGUACCUGGCUCAAGAGCCGGCGGCGGCCCGGCCGUUGGUGUACCUGGCCGUUGUCGAUGAGUCCGGAGGGCCGGAAUACCAUGACGUUAUGGCCGAGGUGCUGGACACGUGCGUUCAGCGCCUUCCGGACGAUUGCCGGCUGGGCGUGGUGACGGUAUCGGACCGGGUGGGUCUGGUCGAUCUCGCGGCGCCCCUGCCGCACGUGCAGCUCGUCGACCUGGGGUCGGGAACGGGGGCCGGCGGCGGAGGAGGGCAGGGGACCGCUGGGCAGCCGGGCGGGGGGGGCGGGAGCUGGACCGAGCCAUCGAGUGCUGUGGGUCUGUCGGAGGUGAUGUCGCUGGAGGAGCUCUUGUGCCCAAUCGGCGGGAACCGCGAACUGAUCUCGGCGAACGUCCGAGGGCUGAGAGGAGCGUGCCGUGACGGCGGUGCUGCGGCCGCUGGCCGGGCGGGAACCCGAGUGACCGGGCUAGCCGUCAAGCUCUUGCUAAACCUCCUGCUCGGCGCUGCGCCCGGGCCUGCAGGCGCAGGUGCCACCUCUACCGCCGGGGGGGGGCGCGACGCCAGGGACGGCCGUGUCGGGGCCCCGGGAAGAAAGACAUCAACCGGGGCCUCGGCGGCGGAACGCGGGGUGGGGGGCGGCGGCUUCCCCUUCCCCGGGUGUCGGCUGAUGCUGUUCCUGGGGGGGGCGCCCGACAGGGGCCCCGGUGCCCUGGGAGUGGUUUCCCCCAACGUGGCCGGGGGGGGCAAAAGAAACGUGGAAACGGAAGGGUUCGUGCACCAUCAGCUGUUUCCUGGAAAACCGAGGGCGCUGGGUUUCUACCGCGGGCAGGCGUACCGUGCCGCGUCGUGCGGGGUAAGCGUGGACGUCCACUGCUUCGCCAACAAGACGUGCGGGCACUUCGGGCUCUCUUCGCUGGCGCCGUUGGCGAUGACCACCGGGGGAGGCGUGUACAGACACUCGCUGCUCCACCAGAGGGAAGGCGAGAAUCGCGCGGUGACGGUGGCGAGGGAGGUGUGCGCGGAGCUCCUGCAGCCGAGGGUCUUACGACGGCCUCUUGCGUCGUUCGCCAUGGACUUCGAGUUCAGGGGGGCGGGAGGCGGAGCAGAGCUCCAAUGGGACGAGGACGAAGACGCUAGUGCCACUGUACAGUCCGCCUUCGCGUACACCGCAGUUGUUCCGGACGCCAACGCUUCAAGCGAGGCAGCGAGCGACAACGCCAUCAACGGCGGUGAAGCGACCAACGCGGCGAGAAUGGUGACGGUUCGGCGUUUGAGGGUCUCCACGGUAAGGACCGACUCUUCUCCCAGCGUCGAAGUUGUGGCGACGGCGGCGGACCCGGCGACCGUGGCCGCGGUGCUAGCCCACAAGGUCGUCUCCGAGGCCCGAAGGAGCGGCUUCGCCGAGGCCCGCGGACUCCUACGCGACUGGCUGGCUAACUUCAUCUCCGGCCUGGCCGAGAGCUUGGCGGCGUCCGAGGGCGGGAGGGAGAGCGCCAUCCCCGGCGGCGGCGGGGUCGAGCAGGCCCAGGCCCUGAUGGCCAACCCGCUGAUCGUGGGCGUGGCGAGGCAGGUGUUCGGCCUUCUACAAUCGCCGGUACUGCACCCCACGAAGGGCAUCGCUGACGAGAGGGUGAGCUUGCUCAGCCGUCUGUCUUCGUUGGACCCGGAGUCGCUGUCGAUCGCGCUCUACCCCGAGAUGCAGGGUUACGCUACCCCAGACAUCCGCCUGGCCAACAGCCUCUCACUCUCUAGGCAAGCGGUAACCGAAGCCUCCCCAGCCUGCCGAAUCUUCGUGGUGGACACGUUCUGGCGGGUGGUUGUACACUACGCCGACUCUCCGGCAUCCCUCGCUGCCGGCGAGGCGGCGGGAGAGGCUCCCCUCCCUUUCCCCCCCUCCCGAGACUCUGCGAUAGGGCAGUACUUGGAGAUGAGACGGGCUGUACGGCCGUUGGCGGGUCAGGAGGUGGUUUACAGCCGACCAGGGACCCCUGAGGCGUUUUUCUUCGAAGAGACCUUGCUGGAAGACCGACCUCUGCCCAGAGCGGAGAAGGCGGAGACGUUCAAGGGCUUUUUCGCGGAGAUAGUCCGAGAUGUUCUACAGACGUCGUAGCAAUAGGGGCGCGUGAACGGUGCACACAUCCCAAGGGUUUCAUCUCCGGUUGAUUUUCACGUGGAAGUGGAUACGACUGCAUGCAAUGAUCUGCCCACCCUAGGCGGCUCCAGCAUGGAAAGUAAUUUGCUUUGCAGCAAGGAGACGCUUUUGCUAGCAUUUUUGAGGCCACGUGCGUGCCAAAAAGCCUGUUGUUGUUAUUCGCAAGGCCUUCCUUACCUCAUGCGUUUCUGUGAACUGUUGCUGUUGUAAGAGUUUUGCGCACUCUGCCAUGCGGAGGCAGCGUGCUUGCUACAAGUAGGUAUCAGGUUCGGUAAAUCUCACCCUGGUUGAAAUCCUUGAGGGCUGCGUGAGCAUGCGCA
This is a messenger RNA of Ectocarpus siliculosus, 2624 nucleotides long. Lineage: Eukaryota; Phaeophyceae; Ectocarpales; Ectocarpaceae. The record is from the annotation of a GenBank genome assembly.